Molecule: messenger RNA, 1415 nt
Organism: Ectocarpus sp. CCAP 1310/34
Lineage: Eukaryota; Phaeophyceae; Ectocarpales; Ectocarpaceae
Source: the annotation of a GenBank genome assembly
ACUGAAGCGCAGCCCCGUCAGCUCCGGUUGAAUACGUAAGCAAGUGAGAGGUCGAGAAGAGAGAGGAGUCGGUAACCAUUUCGUCGGAAUGGUUUGUGAAAAGUGCGAGACGAAGCUCUCCAAAGUCAUCGUGCCGGACAAGUGGAAAGACGGUGCCCGCAACACUACCGGCGGUGAAAGCGGAGGCCGACGGGUGGGUCAUGAGAACAUGUUGCUGAAACACGGAGCAGCGAAACGCCGCAACAACAGGUUCACGCCGCUGACUCGCGUCUGCCGGAUUUGCAAGACCAAAGUGAAUCAAGACCACCACUAUUGCCAAGAAUGCGCCUUCUCGAAAGGAAUUUGCGGAAUGUGUGGACGGAAGACGGACGACAUCACCAACCAGCGACGCACGGCAAAGUAGGCUCUGCUGCACUGGAGCAAAGAUCACAACCAUGUGCUUUGUGUCGUUGAAGCAACCCUGGGGUUGAUGACGUCUGUGAAUAUCCUUGUGUUCUGUGUUUCCGUGUUGAUAUUUCGGGACAGGGGCGAGGCAAGAUACGCCGCCACCCUUUGUUAAUAGGAAAGCAACAAGCGGUCGGAGUGAAAAUGAAUCCGACUCUCUAUGCUGAAAGAGGGAAGCAUGUGCUGUUUGUUGUCAAUUAUCCAUACGUGCUGAGCAGUUCGCCAUCGUAGACGCUUGAUAGGGGCGACCAACUCGUUUGGCCCCUCAAUGCAUACGCCGUUUUGUCCCCCCCGGCUCGUGGUUGUGGGUACCUUGCGCUUGCCUGGCUUGGACCGAACGAAUCUUUCCCAAAUAAAAGCGAAAGUUGAGGACAACACGUGGACAGAAGUAGGGUCCUCUUGGAAUCAACAAUGAGAAAAUCCCGUGGAAUCAAAAAUAAGAAUAUUCCCUGGAGAGUCUUGAUUCGCAGGCACGCCGAUGCUAAAAGAAGCGUAUGUUUGGGGGGGAGAGCAAGCCUUCACUGCGCCGUACAUAACUGAAGGAUAAGCCACUCUGCUGAAAAACACGUCCAUGAUCGAAGGAGAACCAUCCAGUUUGUGCCUCGGACGAUGUUAUCUCCGAACAAAAACGGUGUUCGAAGCGUACUCGAUGUUGUCUUUCUAUGGCGUUUUUGGCUUUGAUCAGCGUUUUCGGCUUUCUUCCGGAGUAGUGCGAAAGUAGGGUAACAGUUACCGACGGUUGAAAGCCUGCGUUCACAGUUUACAGCACCGCUGCACGUGAUCAGUAGUAGCGCUCCCCUGUUGUGUUUCUCGUCGCGCACACUGAAUGGAGAGAGGGGAGACGGCCUUCCUCCUGCUACAGAAAACCAAGGGAGCUGCUUCUCACUCGUUUGCACAGCUUUGUGUUUCGUCAUAAACGCCAUGGUUACGGUGGCGAUGGUGGAAUCAGGCGCACGAACCAAAAGAAUGCC